AUGUCGAUGGACUUCGGCGCCCCGGCGGAUGACCCCAAGGUCUUCCGCAACAUCUGCCGCGACCGGAUACUGAAGGACUUGCUGAAGCCGGACAAGGAUAAGGAGACCAAGAGCUCGUGGAAGGUUCUUAUAAUGGAUAAGUUUACAGUGAAGAUCAUGGGUUAUGCUUGCAAGAUGGCGGAAAUCACCGAUGCAGGGAUUUCGUUGGUCGAAGAUCUGUUCAAGAGAAGGGAGCCGAUGCCUUCAAUGGAUGCAAUCUACUUUCUGCAGCCACUGAAAGAGAAUGUCAUAAUGCUCCUCUCCGAUAUGUCUGGGAGAUGUCCACUGUACAGGAAGGCAUACAUCUUCUUUAGUUCACCGAUUCCUAAGGAGCUGGUAUCUUACAUAAAGAAUGACAGCAGUGUAAUACCGCGGAUUGGUGCACUAAGAGAGAUGAAUUUGGAAUUCUUUACUAUUGACAUGCAGGGCUUCGUAACUGACCAUGAUACGGCGCUGACUGAUUUAUAUGGCCCAAGUGAACAUAAUUCCAAAACAUUCAACGAUACUAUAAGCACGAUGGCUACUCGCAUCGCGACCACAUUUGCAUCAUUGAAAGAAUUUCCAUGUGUGCGGUAUCGGGCCCCAAAAGGAGAUGCUUCCGCAACUACUAAAUUUGACAUGGUUCCAAAGUGGCUUGCUACUGCUGUUUGGGAUAUUGUGUCAAAAUAUAAAUCAACAAUUCCUGAAUUUCCCCAGAAGGAGACAUGUGAACUACUCAUUGUUGACAGGCCUAUAGAUCAGAUAGCACCUGUUAUUCACGAAUGGACCUAUGAUGCAAUGUGCCAUGAUCUACUUGAAAUGGAUGGUACCAAAUACAUAUACGAGGUAUCAAAGGCAGGUUCGGAACCUGAACAGAAGGAGGCUGUAUUGGAGGAUCAUGAUCCUCUUUGGCUUGAGCUUCGCCAUGCUCACAUAGCUGAUGUUAGCGAGAGAUUGUACGAAAAGAUGAAUAAUUUUGUUUCCAAGAAUAAAGCAGCACAACUACAUUCAAGAGAUGGUGGUGAAAUCUCAACAAGGGAUCUGCAGAAAAUCGUUCAAGCCUUGCCACAAUAUAGUGAUCAAGUUGAGAAAUUGACACUACAUAUAGAGAUUGCUGGAAAAAUUAAUAGGUUUAUCAGGGAGUAUAGGCUCCGUGACAUUGGGCAGCUGGAGCAGGACCUGGUUUUUGGAGAUGCAGGAGCGAAGGAGGUGAUCAACAUCCUUAGGUCAAAGCAGGAUAUGAGUCCAGAAAACAAACUGAGGUUGCUGAUUAUAUAUGCAAUUGUAUAUCCAGAAAAGUUUGAAGGUGACAAAGGCGAUAAGUUGAUGCAGCUAGCAAAGCUUCCACAUGAUGAUAUGGAUGUAAUAAAGUGUUUAAGGUACUUGGAAGGUGUAGAUACAAAAAAGUCAUCAAGGACCGGUACUUUCUCUCUAAAAUUUGAUGCACAAAAGAAGAAAAAUGCUGCCAGGAUAGAAAAACAGGAUGGGGAGGAAACAUGGGCGUUAUCACGAUUUUUCCCACUUAUUGAGGAGCUAAUUGAGAAACUGAGCAAAGGUGAAUUACCUCUGAAAGAAUACCCAUCUAUGAGUGAACCAAGUUCUGCUCCUCAAGGUGCCACUCAAACAGCAUCAACGGCAGGACCACCACAAAACCCACAGCCAAUGUCUAUGAGGUCAAGGCGGACACCACAAUGGGCUAAGUCUCGGGCCUCUGGCGAUUCUCAAUCAAGUGAUUCUUCAGUCUUGAGACACUCAUCAGGUGAGUUCAAGAGGCUAGGCAACCGGAUUUUCGUCUUCAUGAUUGGUGGAGCCACUAGAUCUGAAUUGCGCACGGUGCACAAGCUUACAAUGAAAAUGAAGCGCGAAAUCGUUUUGGGCUCUUCUAGCAUCGAUGACCCUCCGCAGUUCAUUUCGAAGCUGAAGUCGAUAGGUAGCGCCGCUAACAAGUAG
Molecule: messenger RNA, 1968 nt
Organism: Panicum virgatum (switchgrass)
Lineage: Eukaryota; Viridiplantae; Streptophyta; Magnoliopsida; Poales; Poaceae
Product: probable protein transport Sec1b
Exons: 21
Coding region: 1-1968 (655 amino acids)
Biological process (GO): intracellular protein transport; vesicle-mediated transport
Cellular component (GO): secretory granule; plasma membrane
Molecular function (GO): syntaxin binding
Source: RefSeq, a predicted model, not a curated record